This is a messenger RNA of Chenopodium quinoa (quinoa), 2236 nucleotides long. RefSeq names its product protein JINGUBANG-like. The record is from RefSeq and is a predicted model, not a curated record. The coding region runs from base 859 to 2085 and encodes 408 amino acids. Gene Ontology annotation, molecular function: protein binding. The transcript has a single exon. NCBI's taxonomy places the organism in Eukaryota, Viridiplantae, Streptophyta, Magnoliopsida, Caryophyllales, Amaranthaceae.
UUUCUAUCCAAUUACCAAGGUCAUAAUCUUUGUUUAGCAACUAAAAUAUUGUGCCAACCAAUCAUCCAAUGAAAGCACAGCAUAAAAACAAAAACUGAUUAGCAGGCAUAGAUCAGACAAUUACAACUUAACAAGAUGGAUAAUCUGCUUAAAGGUUUAAAGUACUUGGAAAAACUAUUAAAACACUGGCAAGUAGAAAUAUACAACUGCGUAUUUGUAUAACUAAAAUAGUGGAGGAUGCCUUUUUCUACUCCCAAUAAGAAGAUUGAUAUUUUUUUUUUUUUUUUUUUUUUUGCUCAGGAGCAAGUGAGAGCGAUAAAGACAAAGGAUGUAAACGAGUUUUUGAUUUCAUACCGCUCCUCAACACUUUAACUAAUUAAGGUAGUUGAUCAUCCACGUAAGAAAACCAAUAUUUUGGGUGGUUUUUUAUACACUCUGACAUUAAAAAUUAAUUUCUGCCAUGUGUAAGGAUAUUUAGGAAAGUUUUGUAACUAAUAUUUUAAAAAAUGGACGUAUAAAUCUACUACUAGAGAUGGGUUUAACGUUUUAAUUUGGUGUGAACUACUUAAUCAAAAUCAAUAGUAUACGUCAAAAACUAGUAAUUUCGUGACCCCUCUACCCGAAGAAUUGCUACCUCUAUAUAAGGCAUACCCUCUAUCAGGAUAUCUAUUCUCUCCGCUCUUUACCACCAACAGAUAUUCAAUUUUUUUUAUGCAUUUCCAAAGGAUCAUAACCUAUUCAAUCAUUCAUCUUUCUGACAUUAAUUCAUUCAAUAUUCUCACAUUCAGCUAUUAGUUCCACAAACUCAUCCCAUCUUUGCUCUCAAUCUUUUCCUUAAUCCCUUCUUUCUGCAAUAAAAUGCAGACUUCAACAUCUCAUUCAAGUUCUUUCUCGAAUGAAGAUUCUGAGCAUGACCACUAUGAUUCAAGGUCAGCUUCCUUCUCUUCGCUCCCAAGCCUCCCAAGAGUUCCAGGCCUUACAGUGCAUCCCAAUCAACUAAACCAUCUUUCCAGCGCCUUACACCAGUGCAUAACCACUCUCACAGGACAUACCUCCUACAUAUUCUCUCUUACUUUGGCUGGAAAAUAUCUCUACACAGGCUCCUCCGACAAUGAAAUUCGAGUAUGGAAACGUAACCCCUUCAGCUAUGAAGCUGAUGAAGAGAGCCUAGCUAAUAACGUGGUGGCAGUUGGAAAAACUGCAGUGAAGUCUCUGGUUGUUUUAGCUAACCAGCUCUUCAGUGCACAUCAAGAUUGCAAAAUCCGGAUAUGGAAGAUAAAAGCCCAGGAACCAUUUAAGAACAUAAAAUAUGAAAAAGUCGCUACCCUACCCACACUUGGUGAUCGUACUAAGAAACUUCUAAACCCGAACAACCAAGUUGAGAUUCGUAGACAUAAGAAAUGUACAUGGGUACAUCAUGUUGACACUGUCUCUGCGAUAGCUUUAUCGCAAGACCAGUCCCUGCUCUAUUCUGUUUCAUGGGACAGAACACUAAAAAUCUGGCAAACAUCUGACUUCAAAUGUUUGGAGUCAGUUACGAAUGCACAUGACGAUGCAAUAAAUGCAAUCGCAGUGUCUUAUGAUGGAGAUAUUUACACAGGAUCAGCAGAUAAGAAAAUCAAAGUAUGGAAGAAACUCCCAGGAGACAAGAAGCAUACUCUGGUCAACACGCUAGAGAAGCACAUUUCAGGAAUAAACGCCUUAGCACUUAGUCCUGAUGGGUUGUUGCUGUACUCAGGGGCGUGUGAUAGAUCAAUAUUAGUGUGGGAAAAGAGUUGUGAUGAUGAUAGCAUGGAACUUCUAGGAGCACUACGGGGCCAUUCCAAAGCCAUAUUGUGCUUGGCCACCGUUGAUGACUUGAUUUUCAGUGGUUCAGCUGAUAAAACUAUACGAGUUUGGAGAAGGGUUGAAGGAAGCUAUGUUUGUCUGGCGGUACUGGAAGGACACCAGGGUCCAGUCAAGUGCUUGACUGCAGCAGCUGAUGCUUACUACCCUCAUAAUAGCAUGCCAUCCUCUAAUUAUCUUGUUUAUAGUGGUAGUUUAGAUUGUGAUAUUCGAGUAUGGCAGGUGUUGGUAUCUAAUUGAUUCAUCAUCUAUGCAUAAAAUCUAGUACCAGAUAGCAAAGUAUCUCCCAGCUAGUUAUAAAUUUAAGUUCCACAAAUUGCAGAUUUGCAAUGUGCACUUCAGUGUUUGAUGAAUAAUUUAAGAUAAUAUUAAAAAUUUCCAAUAUUGCACA